GCGGCAGUGACGGCGGCCAAAGCAAAGAUGGCGGACUUGUCGGGGAGCGAGCUGUCAGAGGAAAAAGAAGCAGGAAUUGAGCUGAAGAAAAGGCAGAAAAGACCGUGGGACGAUUUGCACAAGUCGGGCAAAAUCGGCAUAACCCCAGAACUGCCAGAAACAUUGGGAUUUUACGACAUAAGCGCUGUCAGAAGGGAGCAGCGGGAGCAGCCAGCAGAUCCGUCGUUGACACGCUUCAUUGGCGCAGAGCUCACCAGAGGCUACUUCCUGGAACACAAUGAGGCAAAGUACACAGAGCGCAGAGAGAGAGUGUACACAUGCAUGCGUAUUCCCAAGGAACUGGAGAAGUUGAUGAUCUUUGGCUUCUUCCUGUGUGUGGAUGCCUUCCUGUACGUCUUCACCCUGCUGCCCCUUAGGGUGCUGCUGGCUGUGCUCCGCCUCCUCACCCUGCCAUGCUGUGGCUUCAGCGGGUCUCGGCUGCUGCAACCUGCACAGGUAUGUGACAUGCUGAAGGGCCUGAUCCUGGUGCUGUGCUUCUCCAUGAUGCAUUACGUCGAUUACUCCAUGAUGUACCACCUGAUCAGAGGACAGUCUGUCAUCAAACUCUACCUCAUCUACAACAUGUUGGAGGUGGCUGACCGCCUCUUCUCCUCCUUUGGCCAAGACAUCCUGGAUGCUCUCUACUGGACGGCCACAGAACCCAAAGAACGGAAAAGAGACAGUAUAGGCGUUAUUCCUCACUUCAUCAUGGCUGUCUUUUAUGUCUUCCUCCAUGCCAUCCUCAUCAUGGUUCAUUUGUGGAGAUCAAAGGAAGUGUGUUCAAGAAAUUUGAAAAGAACAACUUAUUCCAAAUGUCCAACAGUGAUAUCAAAGAACGGUUCACCAGCUACGUUCUCCUGCUCAUCGUUUGUCUCAGGAAUAUGGAGCAGUUUGCAUGGAACCCAGACCACCUGUGGGUUUUGUUCCCUGAUGUCUUUAUGGUCGUCACCUCUGAAGUUGCUGUUGACAUUAUUAAACAUGCUUUCAUCACCAAAUUCAACGACAUCACUGCAGAUGUGUACAGUGAAUACAGGGCAAGUUUAGCCUUUGAUCUCGUCAGCAGUCGACAGAAGAAUGCUUGUACAGACUACAGUGACUCAGUGGCACGGAGGAUGGGCUUCAUCCCUCUGCCUUUGGCUGUUCUGCUUAUCCGAGUGGUGAUGAGUUCGGUGAAGGUGCAGGGGGCUCUUUCAUACACAUGUGUGUUCCUCUUUUAUCUUGGGCUGGUUUCACUUAAAGUGUUGAACAGUAUUGUGCUGCUGGGGAAGUCGUGUGUUUACAUCAAGAGGGCCAACAUGGAGGACAAACUGUUCGAGAGGCCCUCUGCCACUCCAUCCUCCUCUGGGAAAACCCCCAGCAAAGCUGAGCAGGACAGAUGUCCCACACCUUCAGGCGAAUCCAAGGUGGAGCAGAUCACUACCACACCCUGCAGCCCACCAUCAUGUUCUCCCUCCUCCUCUGUGACCACCCAGCCGGCUCCCAGGACUGACUUGUUCCCUACCUCGCCCACUGACGCCUGUCCUCCUGCUUCUCCAGCUAGCCGUCCCCCAACUCCACCACCGGAACCUGAACAACCUGCACCUUCACUCUCCAAAGAAGAGGAGGGCGAAGCGCAAGGAGCCUCUGAACUGAAGCACAGGACUCCCAAAAAGGACCUGCUGGAGAUCGACCGUUUCACAAUCUGUGGUAACCGCAUCGACUGAACAGCUGCAGCCGCUGAUGUAGCGAUUAACCACUCAGGAAAGACGGAGAGCAAAGGGCCCUUCAGCCUGGCUCUCCUGGCCAACAGCAGCAGAAAGCUGAGUAUUUAUUAAAGUCAGUGGCAAUACAGUAAGUUAUUGUCAACAUGGACGCACUGUGUCAGACAAUCUUGCUUUUGUUGAAGCCUGAAGUCGAGAAGUUUGACAACAAAAACUUCAGAUGGCUGAUCAUCAGCGGGAGAGAGAAAGUGAGACUGUGGCAGCCAAAUCGUCAUUUCAGUGUGUGUGUGUGUUUGUGCGAAUGUGUUUGGUUUAGUAUUUGGAGUGAGGUGUGUAGGUGUGAGAGUGUGUGUGAGACAGCCUAUGUGUGAGAGCACACAAGCACUUCCUGUCUGAACAGCACUGGGACCAGAGGGAGAGAAAUUUCUCAGAUCACUCAGCAGCCAGAAAACAGAUGAACUUCCAAACUCAAGGAAACAACUGGAUCACGUUUGCCUGCUUCAAGUGUUUCCUUUUUCCUCAAGAAAACUGAUUUGAAAAGUUUUUGGUUUCUUUUUGUAAAAUAUUGGGUGUCAUCCAACACAUGGACCCAAUCUGCAAGAAAACAUAUCCUCUUUGAGUAACCUCAGACCCUGAGAAAUUUAGAUCUGGAAUUAGCUAAAAAGUGGAAAGGCUUCUUUAGGGGUUCCGUCAAUAAGGGACUUGAAGCCAGUGUUCCCAACCUGAGGGCCUCGACCCCCCCUAAGUGCCAUAAGAUAAAUCUGGUGGGGCACGAGGUGAUUAACAAGCCAGGAAACCAGAAACAACAUAUUUCUGAUGUUUUUCAGCCCUCUAAUGUUAACCCCUACUGCAUAAUUUUAUGAUUUGGAUUUCUAAAACUGACUCAAAUGAAAUCGAAAAGCAGAAAACAAAUUACUUUUUGUCUGAACUACUUUACACACUGGUGACCAGCAGUCACAAAUAGACAGGUUUGUUUUAAGGGGUCACAAGCCAAAAAGGUUGGGAAACCAGCUUUCAGCAGUCACACACUGACAGUAUUAGAGGCUUUGCAUUGCUGCUCAGUUCAGAAGUCUGAACCUCAGUUGGACUACGGUAGUGAGAAUUUUAAAGUGAAGCAUCGAUUCACUUUCCAGCGUCACUUGAUGGAGUUCUAAACGUGACUCAAAAGAGUGACUUUUAAUUAGAGCCUUAAGUAGAGCCUUUUGUUUACAGAGCCAACAGAUAAAGUCAUUUGCAGCCCACACUGCGCCUUCAGCAACCGAAGGACCUUUCAUUAAAAGCACCCAGUCAGCGCACGACAUUAACAGAAGCUGCCGGUCAAAUGCUGCUGACACUAAAUCUGCUGCUUCCACCAGCCGCUUACACAGCCAAAUAUAUUCCACAUAUAUAAGUCCACUGAAAACUAUGAAAAGAAGAACUUGUAGUUUGUUAAUACAAUGCCAAUAGACGCUGAAGAUAAUCUUAAAUUUUCUUCUUGCUUAAGGUAAAUUUUUCAAAUCCCUUUAUAUACAGUAUAUUACGGAAAAAAACAUUCACUUAAAACCAUCAUUUAUUAUCUCUAAAACACAGAUAAUCACUAGAAAAGGGUUAUCACUUCUAUCCAAGGGUCGAUAUUACAUUACACAUCCUUCAAGUAACCAGUCAUUUUAUUAUAAAAAUGUUAUUUAAUUUUUCAUUAAUCUUUGGUCUUGAGAAUGUUUGCACUGAUGGACCGUAUUGUCUUAAAUACGACAUUGUAACGUAUGUUUCUCAUUCGACUCUCGAGUAACGUUCUAAUGUUUACAUCUUAGAAAAUAGAAGCAAUAUUUCCACAACAAAAUGCCUUUUUUGCAUGUGUGUUUGACAUUUUGUUGACUGACCUUGUGAAAUGGUUUACUAUGAUUUAAACUUUUAUUGCAAUGAAAAACCUAUAAAUUGAAUAUAUAAUAGGAAAGGUAUAUCAUCUAGCUUUCAUCAUUGAUUGUAAGGAAAAUAUGUUAUUCAUAACUAAUGUCAGGCCGUAAAGUUCCAGCAGCCAUGCCAAAUAUUGAAUUAGUGUCAGAACUCAAUGACUUUUGUUAUCUCAUCCAAAUGAGUUCAAAUCACUGAAUAAUGGUACGUUGUAGCACUUUAUGGUUUCUUUACAAGGUUGCAUAUCCAUGGAGCUGUUCUACAGCCACAGUUAUGUGCAGCAAGCUGAGUAGUUUUAGCAGAGUCAUAUAGAGAAAUAUGUUACUUGACUGGUACAAGAUAUAAUUAUAUGGGGAAUUAUUAUCAAAUCAAACUAAAUGCUGUGAGUUUUAAAAUAAUCUAUAAAAGAUAUCACUUUAAUUUCCUCUUUCUACUGCACCCUUCCCAUCACUAUUAAUUUAUUUUGGAAUUUAAAAUGUAUUUUACUGCCCUGUUAAUUACUACCAUAUGACUAAUAGUAAUGCAUUUAAAGUUCCUUUGGCAAGUUAUCAUAAUUUAAACUUAUGCUUUACUUUAAGCAGAAGAAAGAUGUAUAUGAUGUAAACACAUAUCAGCUUUUUUUGGUUGUGUUUGGAAAAAAAGGUUUAUAAUGUUCAUUACCAUUGUAAUAUGGAAGAUAGUUCUAUUUUUGGAGCUACCAGUUGUGAUAUGAUAAUACGUUUUGAGCAUGAAAUCAGAUUCUCAGUCCUUCAUGUGGUUUUGUCAAAUGUCUCGUCUCUACUAGCCUGAGCUCAGUCUCGUUGUGGUCUGUCUGUCCACAGUCAGCUGGCUGAGCCUCACUGGUCCCAGUCUGCAGUGGAGACCAACCACAACUGGACCCAGCUGGGCUCAACCGAGCUAAUGGAGACGAGGCAUACGUGUUCUUAUGCAAGCUGCGAUGGUCCAGUACACUGCCUGCUUUGUUUCAUCAGUUUGUUUCCUUAUUUAAUUCCUACCUCGAUAUUGUAUGAAAAUGCCCCCUUUUGGAUGAAUAAAAGUUGGUUUCUUA
Messenger RNA from Morone saxatilis (striped sea-bass), 4677 nucleotides. It is a transcript of the gene tapt1a, whose product is annotated as transmembrane anterior posterior transformation 1a. Gene Ontology annotation, cellular component: endoplasmic reticulum membrane; ciliary basal body. The record is from RefSeq and is a predicted model, not a curated record. Gene Ontology annotation, biological process: maintenance of protein localization in endoplasmic reticulum; positive regulation of cilium assembly. NCBI's taxonomy places the organism in Eukaryota, Metazoa, Chordata, Actinopteri, Moronidae.